CGGGCGCGUCGCGUGCAAUUCUGCAAUGCUUCUCAUGUUCAUGUCCCAGUAAACCGGCGGUGGAUCCACAGCCCGGGCUCCGUGAUGCGGCGGCGCUUGGACGAAGGCGUAGCGGGUGCCGCAGGCGCAAAGGCUCCGCGGCAAGGCAUCUUCAGCCACAGCCCCUGCGGGACCGCGCCCUCCGGGAAGCCUCAGAUUGUCAGCAACUCCAGAUCGCCACGGCUGCGGCUUGCAAAGCCCGAUUGCAGAGUGAAGCGGGCAACUAUAAGCAGGCCAGGCUCGCCUCAAAUGGCCCCGCCGCGGAGCCAACCGACAUGGCACGGAAACUGACG
This is a messenger RNA of Effrenium voratum, 332 nucleotides long. The record is from the annotation of a GenBank genome assembly. Lineage: Eukaryota; Dinophyceae; Suessiales; Symbiodiniaceae.